Parascedosporium putredinis is the source of this 501-nucleotide messenger RNA. The record is from the annotation of a GenBank genome assembly. Lineage: Eukaryota; Fungi; Ascomycota; Sordariomycetes; Microascales; Microascaceae.
AUGAAUUACCCUCAGGAACCGGGAGACUUCCCGGUCUCAUCUCAGAAUUACGGGAUGAUAUUGGACUACAUGCUCGACCCAGAGAACCCCUGGAACGGAUUCAAUCACGAUAGUGCUCAAUUCAACAACCAACACGUAACCCCUAUACAUGCCUCGGCCUACCCCGUGUGCAGAAGCGCCGCUAUCUCGGAUUAUGGCACGAAUCCGACCUCAGACUCGGGCUAUGUUAGCUUAUCUAUGGGCCUACCUCCAGACUCCCUCGGAGGAGAAAGCAUCUUAGAUCCGUCCUUCCACGCCUUGGACUCUAGACUCGAUCAGUUUGGGGCUACUGUCUCUACAGCCUCCCGAUUCGCAAAACUCCCUCGCUCGGGUAUUCCGCAGUCUGCUACCGUAUCGGAGGCCGGCGCACAGUUAAUCUGCGAAGUGUGCAGCAAGCCCUGCCAGAGCAAGGCAACACUCAAGUGCGUCUUCCCCUGUGAUGCUGCUUAUCACUGCGACUAA